Trametes versicolor FP-101664 SS1 is the source of this 1013-nucleotide messenger RNA. RefSeq lists its product as uncharacterized. The record is from RefSeq and is a predicted model, not a curated record. The transcript is spliced from 3 exons. Lineage: Eukaryota; Fungi; Basidiomycota; Agaricomycetes; Polyporales; Polyporaceae. The coding region runs from base 1 to 939 and encodes 312 amino acids.
AUGUCUUCGAACAAGGUGCCUUCCUUCGCAGUGGAAGUCGGGGCAGCCCUCCAAGACUCCACACUCUCACCGGAGCAAAUCGCCGACCGGAUUGUAUCCCUAUGUCGGAGAGCAGUGCGAGAAUCGCCAGAGACACCACAAGGGGACGAUAAUACAGACUCACCCGGGCUGGAGACGUUCCUCUGGCAGGUCUGGGGAGCCCUCAUCACGCUCGCCGAAGAAGAUUCAUCUUAUCACGACCGCCUCGCCAGUAUCCUCUGCGAAAUUAAGUCCCGAGGUCGGGAGGAUUGGGCACUUUGGGACACUCCCUUCGACUGGGCGAACCUCCCUGUCUUCGGGUUUUGCGCCCGAGAGAACAUGAAUGGUCCUCAGCCUGACGGCCAGAACGGAAGGACCGUCGCGCGCGACCCCGAGUAUCUCGCGGCUCUCUCUGGGGCCCCGCCUGUCGACUCAGCCGCAUCGCGCACGGGCGCCCAUGCACGGCUUAAAUGGCUGAACAUGAACGCCUUCCUGGCGCGCCUCUGGGUGCUCGAUGUCUGGGACUGCGCAUUCUAUGGGAUCUCAACGAUGCGCAUGUCGCUAGAGCCACACUCGCUGCCUUCGGACUCCAGUCAGUCUCACGUUGGUCAACCCAGUGUCGAGCUCGACCUUGAGGUCGCGGCGCUCUGGGUGCGCGUUGCGGGGAAGCGCAUGUUCGAAUGUCGCGAGAUACUGGGACCGAAGGGGAACCUGGAUUGGCCUCCAAACCGGGGCUGUCCAGGGGGCAGUGGAGGGACCUGGGAUGGCGUGGAUGGCUAUCAUCCGGAGCGCUGGCAGCACUGGAAGGCUAUUUUCCGCGAUAUCAGUCAAGGUCAGUGGAGGAGGAACGUGAUCGAUGCGGCGAAGGCAGCGGUUGAGGUCAUGGAACAAAUCGAGCAAGAGGCCGUCGCGGCUUCGUAACCAGAUAUCUCAGAUUCUCUCAUUCGCAUUACUCGAAAUCCUGAAGCUUACUGAAUCUUCCAACAAUACCUGCC